Molecule: messenger RNA, 427 nt
Organism: Hirundo rustica (Barn swallow)
Lineage: Eukaryota; Metazoa; Chordata; Aves; Passeriformes; Hirundinidae
Gene: RPL37
Product: ribosomal protein L37
Exons: 4
Coding region: 90-383 (97 amino acids)
Biological process (GO): translation
Cellular component (GO): cytosolic large ribosomal subunit; ribosome
Molecular function (GO): structural constituent of ribosome; RNA binding
Source: RefSeq, a predicted model, not a curated record
CCGCCCGAGCGGCCGCCCCCGGAAGCGCUCGCGGGGCGCGGCGGAAGCGGGGCGGAGCUCGGCCUCUUUGGUGCUGGCGGCCGGCGAAGAUGACCAAGGGUACAUCAUCAUUCGGUAAGCGAAGAAAUAAGACGCACACCCUGUGUCGUCGAUGUGGGUCCAAGGCUUACCAUCUGCAAAAAUCGACCUGUGGGAAAUGUGGUUAUCCUGCUAAGCGUAAGAGAAAGUAUAACUGGAGUGCAAAGGCUAAAAGACGCAACACCACUGGUACUGGCCGCAUGAGGCACCUGAAGAAGGUCUACCGUCGAUUCAGGAAUGGAUUCCGUGAGGGAACCACACCGAAGCCCAAGAGAGCAGCUGUUGCAGCCUCCAGUUCAUCUUAAAGACUCAUCUAUUUGUUGAAAUAAAUGGUUCUUUACCCAGAAAA